AACGUCAAACAACAGAGUUCAGACCUCUUAUUGAUUUAUUUUCAUUCUGCGCAAAUAAUAACAGAGUGGAAUUAAUAAAUAUUAUUAAUUGUCAUUUAAAACAAAUUGAACUAUUUAUACUGCAGUAAAUAUGGAAUAAUAGUGCCGUGGGGUAAAUAGAAGUGAGUGAAUAUCAUUUAUUUUAAAUGUUAAUAUUGGGAACACCUAUUGUUCCAGUGUGAGACAAGAUGUUUCUAAAUUUUUUUGUUAUCUUACAAAAGCGAUGGCAAUGAAUCUUCAUGGUUUAAACUGAACUAAAUAUAUAAAGCUUCUUAGGAAAAAAUGGGUGGACAAGUGAGUCAGGUGUUCCAAUCUGGUAGUGCUUUACUGACAAAUGGACAUGGUCACAAAGUUUCUGAUUCCACUAGACAAAAGGUGCAGACGAUAUUUGAUGCCCUCAGAGCUAAUCCCAAGAUUGGAGUGCAGAGGCUAGAGGGAUUGUUACAGCAAUUACCAAGGAAUGAAAAUAUAUUAGCAAUUCACGAUGAGACUGGUUACAACUUGCUUCAAAAAUGUGUAGGAGCAAAUAAUGUUGAGUUAGUUCGCUGGCUCUUAGCCAGACACAGUGCUGCUGAUGUCAAUAGGUUUCCUUGCAGCUUGCCUCUUCAUAUAGCCUGCUUAAAGGGACAUGAUGAAUGUGUAGAACUAUUGUUAAAGCAUGGUGCCAAAUCAGAUGUGGAGGUUAGAAUGUGUUGGCCAGGUCCUCACAGCAGUAAUUGUGAAGAACGGGGAAAAUAUUCAACUGCAGUCCAACAUGAAGAGACCUGCAUAGAAAGAGAUACUCGAGAGCGGGCGCCCAAUAAUAAACUACAGUCAGCUUUAUAUUAUGCAUUGGAUGGCGAUCAAGUUAACAUAUUGACGAUGUUGUCGCAGAGAGGAGAGGACCCAUGGAAUGGUAUAUUCCGUGCAAGAAAACCCUUACUACAUUCUGCCUGCGAGAGAGGCGCAUGGAAAUGUACAGAGUACUUGAUACGAGAACGUUCAGAUGAGAUACACCUCCUUAAAGAUGAAUAUUACCCCAUCCACUACGCGGUUUUGCAUGACAGCAAAUUUCUGGAACUCUUAAUAGAUCACGGAGCAGACACCACUGUUCGUACUUGCACUCAGCAGAUGACGUUAUUGCAUGUAGUACUGCUCGUGGCGCAUAAGUCAGCUGAAGAUACUAUAGCAACAAUUAGGUUACUACUAGAUCAUGGCUGCAAAGAAUUAAUUAACACACCAGAUAGUCUGGGAAAUACUCCACUACAUGCUCUUAUUGUAAGAUACGCUCUAGAAGAAGCCCAAUAUGGUUAUGACAAAUGGAACAAAUGGAAUAAAUGGGAUAUCCUUCACCUGGUCAGAUACUUAAUACAAAACGGCGCUAGACAAUCGAUAAACCACGCCGGAAAUUCUGCAGUGGCUUGCGUGUUAAGACAUGUUCGCGAUUGGGAUGUUUGUUAUGAAUUGCUCAAUAUGUUACUCAAUGAAGAUGGUGAUCCCAAUAUGGUUGGCCGAGAUGGAUCGGUACCUCUGAUGGUCUGUUUGGUACCUCUUAUAAAUAAAGAUCCUCUACACCAUUUUACCCAUAGUAUGAAGGUUUGUUAUUUAAAUUGCAUUAAAAUUCUUCUAAAACACGGGGCCAAUUCCAAUUGUAGCUACAGGGCUAAUCUGACUCCCCUACAUGUAUUAGUAUUUACUGUGUCAGAAAAUAUAACAUUAAAUUGUAACGUCCAGAAAAGAUUAAACUUUGAAUUCAUUAAAAAUUUGUUGAUACUAUUGUUAAACCACGAUCUAAAUCCCAAUGCGAGAGUUACUAGAAAAACAGAACACAUUUUCCAGAAAUGUAUGGACAUGGUACUGAAUGUUCGAGACUGUAUGGAUCUUCACUACGUGUAUGAUCUUACACUUACUCUCAUUCAAUUUGGAGCCAAUCCUGAUUUGAGCCUCAAUAUGUCGGAAGCUAUCAGGAGGCAUCCCUUACAUUCGCAGAGUAUAUGGAAUACGAAAAACUAUAUUUUGUAUUAUUACAUAACGUUAAUAUCUAGAAAAGAGAAUCUCAUCACUGAUCCCCAUCUUAGUUUUGCUAAAAUUAUUUUGUUGUUUUACUGCGUUAUGCAACACAAGCCUCUGUUUGAGUGCCUAAAGAUCUUAUACACUCAGCAAUUGAGUUUAGUUCCCGGAAAAACAACUGAACCGCUAACUGCCAUCAUCAGAGACCUUUACAAACGACCACGAACUCUCAAACAGAUUUGUCGAGUCAAAAUCCAUAAUUGCUUAGGACGCCGGCCAGGACUUUUCAUCAACAAACUAGAUUUGCCCAAUCAGCUGAAAGAUUAUUUGUUGAAUUUUCAAAUGUAACUGUUAAGAAGGUAGAGAGACGGAGAGAGAAUGAGGACGUAAGAAAUAUAUCUUAUAAUUCUAUCACAAUCUUGUAUAUAGAAGCGUAUAACUUAAAAAUCGCGUUGAGUAUAUAGAGAUUUUGACAGAUACCUGUUGAUAUUUGGCAAUAUUUUAUUCUUUAAGAAAGUUGUUUACUUAGUUAUAACAUUAAUACCCAGAUAUUUUACACGCCAAUGAAGCAAAAGGAACUAAGAAAAGCAUAAGUUAUUAUUUCUUUUUAAUUUAAUCGUUUUUCUUUGCUUAUUUUAGUUCCUACUAAACCAUAAUAUGAAUGUAUUAGUGGUGCCUGGUCAUUUCACAUACUACUACUUUGUCAUUAAAUUUUCACUAAUCCAAUUUAAGAGUGAUACUCUACACGGUAUUACAGGACGUUUAGACGGUUUCACCCCUAUUCAGCGGUCCCCAUAAUCGCGUUCCCCGAUUGAGCGGUCUCAAUACAGCGGUCCCCGUUUCAGCGGUACCCCGAUUCAGCGGUGCCCGAUUCAGCGGUCCCCAUAAAAGCGGUCCCCAAUAGAGCGGUCUCAAUAAGAAAAUAAUAAUAUGAUAAUGAUAAGUAAUUAGUUUUAUUGUAGGAUAUUAUUUUAACCUAUUCUUGUUUGAAAAUAUACAGGUAAUAUCUAAGUAUCUGGUAUAUACCCCAGUUAAUAGGGAAAAAAAUCAUCGAUUUCACGUAAAAAUGUUCUACAGGGUUUUCAAAGUUUUAAACGGUAGAUGAGGGAUAACUGAUGAUAAUUCCAUGAAGACGUACAGCUGAUUUUGCUUUUUUUUUAACAAUUGUAAAGAAUGAAAAAAGCAGUUUUUUGACUAUAAAACGUUUCUUGUACAUUUUAGAGAAAAAUUUUUCAAAUAAAUGUAGAUCUUAAAAAGUUCUUUAAUUUGGUAGUAAGCAUAUUGUAAUAUAUAAACAAUUGAUCGAGAUAAUUGCAAAAAACCCUCAUUUUUCCAGUAAAUUAUAAAUAUUAAUAACUUUACUUUUUUGCGCAAUGACGUAAAAUUUAAUGACUUUAAAUUAUGUCAAUUAAUGAGUUAUUUAAGUGUGCUAAAUUUCAACCAGAUAGACCAAAUAGUUUAUAAGUUAUUCAAUUUGUUUAGCCCAGAGAGCAAUUGUUUAUACAACUGUUCUUGCCCUACAGUGACUCUGUGAGAUAUUUAGCAGAUCGCAGUCGAUUAUUUGAGACUUUAAUUUGAAGACGUAUUAAAAAAUUUUUAACAUUUUAUUGAAAUUGUUAUUAAAAAAACUGUUUGAAAAAGGCCUGACUUUUUAGCUUAUAAACAAUUAGAAUAACUUAGAUAUUUUUUGUGUUCCGUGCUUGCAUGUAGGCUCAGUGAAAAGCUGAUGAAAAAAUGCAUAUAAAAAAAGAAAAAAUAAUUUUAUAUGACAAACAGAAAUGAAGUUAGCAUUUAUUUUUUAAUAAAUCAUAUUUCCGUUGUUCAUACAAACUAAGAGCUGAAAAUUGAACAGAUUGUAUAUGAGAAUCUACAUUUUAUGAUCCAGUUUAUGAACUGCCUAUGCAGUGAAAUAAUAAAAAGUUGUGACCCUUUAAAAUGAUGGAAAAUCAUGGAAAAAUCAAUUGAUUACAUUUUUUUUAAUGAUUGAAUUUUACAAUUAUUUCGUAAGAAUUCUGUAAAUUUUAUUAAAUAAAGUAUAUUAUUAAGAUAAAUAUAUAAUAAAAAAUACACAUUAAAAAAGAAAAAAAUAGUUUUACAUGACCAGUAGAAAUCAAGUUAACAUUUGUUUUUUAAUAAAUCAUAUUUCAAUUGUUUACAAAUAUUAAUAGGUGAAAAUUGAACAGAUUUUAUAUAAGAAUCUACAUUUUAUAAUCUAAUUUAUGGAUUGUAUAUGCAGUGAAAUAAUAAAAAGUAAGGACCCUUUAAAAUAAUGGAAAAUCCCUGAAAAGUAAAUUGAUUACAUUUAUUAUAAAAGUUAUUGAAUUUUACAAUUAUUAUUAUUUUGUAAGUCACUUACACACGUAAAAACAUGUGUAGUUCAUAUGCUGUCAAAGUCAAAGGUGACUUGACAAUUUAUUUUCGGUAUGGUGUGGACUAACUGGAUUAAUCAAUAAUUGUGUUCACAUAUGGAAACCGUGAAAUAAAGUUAACGCUGUGGCAUUUUUUUUAAUGCCUUUUUGCAUUUUGUCAAACAGCCGUUUUAAGUGCAACAAACCGGUGUAAUAUUAGGAACUUUAAAAAUGGGGCGUAGAAAAAGCUCUUUUUGAGUAGUGGUUGUAAAAAAAAUGGAUUUUACUCACUGUUUUUUUGGUGCGGAAAAUGUGAUUUUCCGCAUGCUAGUAGAAAAAAUAUUUUUUUACUUCUAACAAAUUGAUUUGAUAAACCCGCUCUCCCUCUUUUGAUAGGUACCCGCAGAAUCAUCCUAAGUAAAUUGGUUUAUGUAGAAUAAUGUUAUAAAUAUUUAGCCUCUAGGAUAAACCUUUACAAUUUUACAAAAACUAUUGCAUGAAUUAAUUUAAAAAAUAUUUUGAAAAUUAUUUACUAUAUUACCCUACUUUUUAUGCAAUUGCAAAGCAAUAGGGUGAUUUUGUGACAAUUUAUUGUUUAUUUUAUAAAAUUCAUUUUUUAUUGUUAAAACUACUGUCCCCACGAGGGUCCUGUUUUUACUCAUUUUCCUGAACGAUGCCUUUCAAACGGCAUGCUGCAGAACCAAACGCCGGCGCUGCUGAAACGGGUCGGUGGAAUCGAGAACCGCCGAAACGGGGACUGCUGAAAUGGGUACCGCUGAACCGGGGACUGCUGAAAAGGGUCGGUGCAAUCGAGAACCGCUGAAACGGGGACUGUUAAAAUGGGGUCUUACCGUUUAGACAUACAGAGGUAGAACAGUAAUGGUAUGGAGUGGAAUAAUAAUCGGUGGAAGAACGUACCUCGUUUUUCCAGACCGCAUCCUCACAGCUCAGUAGUACCUCGACAUCAUUCUAUAACCUAUCGCUCGUCCGUUUGCUACUGCGGUUGGUCAAAACAAAGAAUACCCCAACCAACCUGUGUUGGGUGUGUAUUCUUUGGUCAAAACUUCCACCUUAUGCAUGAUAAUGCUCGUCCACAUGUCGCACGCGCAGUGACAGACUGGCUUACAAACGACGGACGGUAUCGAUGUGUUGCGUUGGCCAGCACAAUCCCCCGACCUGAAUCCCACCAACCAUGUAUAGGACAUGCUUCAGCGAAAAAUUACUUUACAUAUGGGUAACAUAUACACGCCGUUUCGUUUCCGAGAGCGUCUGAUAGAAGAAUUGGUAAACGUACGUCAACGGGAUAUCGACAAUCGCAUUUUGUCUAUGAACGACAGAUGUAGAGUCGUAAUAAAUCAGGGUGGAUGCCAUACUUUGUAUUAAUUUUGUUUUUGUUUUUAUUUCAAGCAUAUUUUGUGAUGACCAAUUUUUUUUAUUUGUACUUUUCGUUAUUUUUGACAUUUCAACAAUUUUUGUUGUUUAUUAAAUACUAUUAAUCCCUACAAAUCGAUUACUCUUUAUCCAAAAUAAUUAAAGAUAAAUUACAUCUCUUUUUAAAAAUAUACCUAGACUUUUCCGAUGUCUUUAUUUGAAUCUUGUUGCUCAGUUUCGUUUCAUUUUUGACACAAUACAUAUUCAAAAACUUUUCUGUAAUCAAUAAAUACAUUCAUCUCCCCACAUUGUCUCUGAAUCAGUACAUUUAGCUAAAAGCGUUCUUCUGUUCGUGAAACCAAACAGUGCCGAAUCCAUUAGUUGCUUUUUUGUAUAUUCGAGUGUGUCUUAUGUACAGUAACACCUUAAAAACAUCAUAUCGGCCUAACCAUCUCCGUCUGAUAGACAUGACACAAAUUCCUUAAUAACUCAAAAAAUUUUCUAUUUUAUGUUAGAAUUUUCAUAACCGAGUGACCCAUAUGUAAGUGUCUAAAUGUUUGUUUCUAAAGAAAUUAUUGUUAAAUAUUAAAGUAUCAAAAUAAAUAUAAUCGAAUAAAAAAUAUUGAUAUUAGUACGUUACCGUACAAACAUGGACUGUUUUAUAAACAACUUUUUUAGGGAAUACGAAAUUGAAAAAUAUUCUAAGCAGAAAAGUUUGCACUAUAAGUUUUUAGACGAUUAAAAAUUAUUGUUCCUUCUAAUCAUUCAAUAUGUAUUUAUAUUCAUUAGCUAUUAAGAGAAAAUCAGCGUCUAUACCUCGUUUUUAAACUAGGAGGAGUAAUUCAAAUUUACUGCGCCGUCAAAUUGUAAUUGGUCCAACCGCAGGCAAGUUUACACCAUCAACUUUUGACACUAUUGACAUUUAUCAAAUUUUGACACUAAUAGCAUUUGAAAUUGAUAGGUUAAUUGCAUAAAUUAUAUCUGCGGUUUUUUGUGUUUUUUGCGUUAUUCCCUUAAUUUUUAGAUUUUUAGUCUACAUUUAUACAGGGUGUCCCCGAAAAUAGUGCGUUCCUUUAAGGUAUGGAUAUAAUACACAAUGUAGAACAAAAAAGUCCUUUAACAUUUUCUUCUAAAGUUAACCGUUUCCAAAAAAAAUUACAUUGUUCGCCAUAUAAGCAAACUUUUAUUUUCAUAAAAUUAACUAAUUUGGCAUCACUGUACAAGAACUGUUUGUGAUUUAGUUUAUUGACACCACAAAUAUGUAGGUUAGACAGGUACACCUACAAAAUAAUUGUACCACCCCAUGUUUGAAAAUCCAAUAAAACAAGAAUUUGUUUGUUUAGGAUGAAGACAGGGUUUAAUGUAAAUACUUAUGGCUAAAAUUCUGCAACUAUUUUUGAAUUGUGAUUGUCUAUGUUUAGAUUUUUGUAUACAUAGUUGUCAGAUUUCAAUUUGCAUACCAAAAUGUAUUUUGGUUUUUUAGCCAAACAGUUGCAUUUAGAAAAAAAUGUUAUAAGACUUUUUUGCUCUACGUGGUGCCUUCUACCUAUACCUUUAAGGAACUCACUAUUUUCGGGGACACCCUGUAUAAAAAGCGGUUGUUUUUACAAAUUUUUAGCAACAUGUUAGUAUAAUAUAAUAUUUAUGGAUUACCGUCAAGACCGACAUGAUCAACCAAACAUUACUGUGUGUGAUGCUGUCUUGUGAGUUUACUCCUCCUGGUUUAAAAACAGGGUAUAGAGUCAUACUAAUAUUUAAUAAGUUGACAUAAGGGCUUGAUUCCUGCCAAUUUAGAAUGAUUCAUUACAGCGUAAUUGCUAAUGCUUCGCCAUCUCUGGAAAUAAUUCUUGCCAUCUCUUCUUCAAAAGCGUAAAGGAAAGGGUAGACUGUUGAUCAUUGCAGUAAAACAGAUAUGGAAAGAAAACUACUACACAUUGCCUGAAUUAAUGUUUUCAGUUGAUCUACAUCAGUCUAGCUAGACAAAUAAACAAGACCUUGCAUUUUAGAGAGGAAUGGGGAAUAAAAACAAGCAAACCAAGAAUAACCGAUGAGAUGUGUUUGCUCGAGAGAAAAUUUUAAAGAUCCAGAACCUUUCUGUGGUAUCACUGCUGAAGAUUCUACGAAAAGCGAGGUUCAGAAAUGGCUGAUAAGGAAUCAUCAAAAGAAAUGGGGAGCCACUCAAGGGCAAAUCCAGACUAAAAAAAAAUCUCAAGAAUAUUGAUAAAAAAAUUCUCGAACACUGAUGAACCUUAAUAAACGACACAUCAAAACGGUCACUGAAAUGGUGAUUGGACAUUGCCGUUUAAGAAACCACCUAUUCAAUCUAGGUAGGGUGAAUGAACCAUGGUGCAGAAAGUACGAAAUGGGAGAAGAGGCUGCCAUACAUAUGCCAUUGUAGUGUGCUAAGUGAUGUAAGGCAAGAAUUCACUGGUCAACUGAGGUUUGAGACCAGAAGAGAUCCUAAAACUACCAAUAUGAAAACUGUUGGCCUUUGUUGAGGCUACAGAACUUAUUAGAGUUUGAGGAAAAUUGAGGUAUCUUACGACCAAGUUACAGAGACUAAUAAGUCUCACCUGAUUUAAGAAGAAAAAGAAGAGAUGUGUUUGUGGACUGGAAUGCACAGUUGUUAUAGAUUGGUUACUUUAUGUUUAACAAUAAUUUAAUUUAUAAAUCUUAAAUUUCUAAUGGCAAUGGAGAAUAUUUCGAAUGGAAUCGAGAGAGCAGAGGAUUCUAGAACAGGAAAUAUUUACAGACCCCAGGUUGACUCAGCCUGAAUAAAAGUAGUAUAGUUGCCAACAAAUUAUUGCAGCAAAAUCUUAUGUUAAUCUUAUUACAAAUCCAGUUGUAUUUUAGUGGUGUCGUUAAGUUUCGAGAGGUAAACAUACUGAAUAGCACACAUUCAGAUAACGAGGAACUUUGUGAAUGUGGAGAAAUAUAGAAUGUGGAGCACCUGAGAGUAUGCAGACUUUACCCAUCACAGUGCACCCUCGAUGAUUUAUGGCUCGCAAAUAUAAUGGGUGUAGAUGUAGCCCGAUACUGGACAGAAAAACUAUAGUCGGAUCCAGACUCAAAAAAGUAAAGUGAGUACUGAACAGCAGGUAUAAUAAUUAAACGUACAAUAAAUUAACAUUUAUUACUUUCUAGCUGUUCUGGAGACUUAAAGACACCACUCAAAGACAAAUGACUUUGUAAUAAGCUUAAGCUAAGCUUCUGCAGUAACUUGUAGGCAACUAUACCUUGGGGUGUAUAAUCAGGGGUAAUAAUAGGCGGUUAAAGCGUAGCACUGACACUGUUAUCUUUCUUGGAUACCGUAGGCUCUCGAAAUAGCAGACUACCCUGCUAUAAUCGCAAAGCCGCGUUAUCGGUAUAAAAGGGAGACUAUUAUUAUUAUUCUUUAAUAAAAAAUAGAUUUAGAGUGAAAUACGAAGUUGGGAUUUGAGUUUAUGAUCCGUGUUAGAUAGAUACUACUUUCCCCUAAAUAAUGACCAUUCAUCGCUUCUUGACAUUUAUUAUCUUGGCAUAUUAUACUAUGACCUAUUUUAAAUUAAAUUAUAUUUACCUUUAUAAAAAAACUAUUUUGGAAAACUGCAAUCAAAUUAACAACUAAAUGCAAACUUUAAGCUUAGGAUUAUCGUCAUAGUUAUGGCGUUUAUUUAAAUUGUUUUCGAAUCUGGUGUUUCCUGAGAUCAGUUUUAAAUUAAUUAGACAAUCGUUUAAAUACAGGUUAUUAUAGAUUUUACAAAAAUCCAGCCAUGUCGAUGACUAAAUUGCAAUAUUAAAUUUCAGGUGAACUCCAUAGCAGAUAACUCAAAAGGAGAGUAAGUUUCUUUUCCACUCUAACUUGUAAUACCAAAUCAUUCCUAAAAGCGUUUGCUAGCAUAUAAUACUGAAUUUUAGAGAAUAUAUACGGGAACGAGGGGUUGAUAUAAUGAUUUAAACCCCAAUAUUUGGCUAAAUCUUAAAUAAAUCUGGCUAUACAAUCAUGUCUAUUCUGUAACUCAUUUCGAUGAUAGAAGUAAGGAAAAUCGUAUAAAAGUGGCUAAGUCGAAUAGAAAUAGUCCAAAUCGGUAUUCCAUAACCAUUUUGGAAUCUCUACAAUCGGAAUAUUGAAUAGAAAGGUCUUCGACAGCAUUUACUCUGUCGAAAUGAGUUUUCGAUAUCGGAAUUUUUCGCAUUUUAUUUUAUUUUGAUGUUUAUAUUUUAUAUCUACUAAAAAUAAUUUGUUACUUCUUAUUUAUAAUUAUUAUUUACAGUGUUUAUACCUUUUUGUAGCUGCUUAAUUUUUUAGUCUGCGGUGUGAUUUAUUUAGAUAAUUCUAUAUUUAAUUUAGACAUGUACGCGUAUGCAUUUAACCUAACCUUAAUUUAUUUAUAUUUGGCAUCUGAAUAUAUUAUUUUGUGUAUGCCCGUCACAGUGUUGCCAUACUUUUUUUGUGAAAUUUCUUGUACAAUUUCAAUCAAUGGUAUAAUGUGCAAGAAUAAGAUUGUAGAAGAACAUUUAAAAUAUAAAGAUAUACUUAUAGCGUUAGUUGAUAAAUAUAUACCAGUAUAGAUGUAUAUUUAUCAAUCAACGCUUAUAGUCUGAACAAAUUAUAGAAAAAAGGCCAUUUUUGGGAAAAGUUGUUUAACAAUUAUUUUAGCUGGAAUCAAUCUUAAGAUUGCAUAUUAAUGUCGAUUUUAAUUAAUUAAUUAAUAAUAAUUGGACUUCUCCAAAUCAACCACCUCCCUUAUCAUCAAUACGUUCCUGAUAGAAUGCUUGAAAACGACGACUACAAGCUUUACUGUACUCACUGUGCUCACAGACCAAACAUUGGCACACAAUACACCGGAUCUCAUACUAGUUAAUAAACUUACUAGGCAAACAACAUUAAUAGAGGUGGCGAUACCUAACAACAAUAAUCUGCGUGUUAAGCACAACGAAAAGAUCGCCAAGUAUAGAGAUCUUGAAAUACAAAUAAGGAGACAAUGGAGAAUGGAAAGUACCCAGACAAUACUCAUUAUUCUUUCUACUACUGGAGUCAUUCCGAAGAGCCUCAUCGAAAACAUUAACAAGCUGGGUCUAAAUGAACAUCUUUUCAAGACUUUGCAGAAAGCUGUGCUGCUCUCGACGUCCAUAUGCGUACAAAAAUUUUUGGGAGAUACUCCGGCGUACCAAGUCACCUAGGGCUCGCUAACACGGAAAGAAUCCCACCAGAGCUCAAUGCUUUUAAUACCCUAGGUAUCUGGGAUGAGUGAAUUUCCCCUUAAAGGGAGUGUGGGCCGUAUGGCUAAAUCUGAAUAAUAAUUAAUUAAUAACAACAAUUUAAAUCAUCUUUGAUUUAAAAACAUUUAUAAAACUUAUCUUCAUUUAUCUUUUUUAUUUAUCAGUUUAUAUUCUUUUUUAUAACAAUUUUAAUUAACUUUGAUUUAAAACCAUUUAUCCCCUUUUAAGCCUUUUGUAUCCAGUAUUGAAACUGAUAUUUUACUAUUUACUUUUCAAAACUUUUCUUUUUUGGUGUUUCAAAACUAUUUUUUUAAUGCAACUUUAUGUAAUGUGAUAGUAUGAAAAAAUUGAGAAUAUGGCAACGGUGUCAUAUUUCAAGUUUAGAACCAGCAAAUAAUACUCCAUCCGUUGGAUGGAGUAUUCUUUGGAUUUGGAUCCAGUAACAAACAGGUCACAGAACUUGUCACAGAACACUAAUUUCACUUUUCAGUGCGAGGUUGCCACCACCUUCUGACCGCGUCAAAUAGAAUUUGGCGUUUUCGAUGUACACUGAUUACGAUGUGAGUUACAGGAUGCUAAUGAAAACACGAAAAUGACGCGAAAUAUCAAACAUUCCAAUUUCGGGUAAUUACGAUUCGACAUGGUCAUUUCUAUUCGAUUUGUUAAAAGUUACAGAAUAGGGCUAAAUACAACUGUGGAGAAAUAUUAUUAAAUACAGUAGUGUUAUGGAUUAGAAUCUUACAUUUAAGUAAACAACCGAGGCAAGUUGUAUUGCAUUUAGUUUGUCGAUAUUCAGUUUAAGCAAGGCCGCUUUUAAUGUAUUUAAAUAAUUAAUUAAUCUCGAAAUGAAUCUCAAAUGUUUUAAAAUCUUUUUACUUGAUCUGAGGAAUACCUUACCAGUGAAUGUAGAUAGGUACCUUCUUGUGUUUUUCUAGAGAUAUUAAUAAUUUAGAAAAUAAAUAAAUAUACAUAAAUAUCUUUUGCAUGUUGUGGUGGCAGAUUUGCAGAAUAUAAGUCCUUGCUUGCUUGUUUAUAAGUUGGGCUAACUGGGGCGAUAGUGAAGGUACGAAUUAGUAUUUCAAUAAUGUUAGCAUUACGAUGGUGUAAGUACCACAAGUCGUAGCCACGAAAGAUAGAAUUUUAUAGAAAAAAUAAAAACAUUGUAAUAGAGUAAAUAAUUUUUGUUGAUGAUUUUGAUGAAAUCCUUUCCUUCGAAACCCUUGGUAUACUACAACUCUCAGAUAAUCCAUUGUACACUAUGCGUCAGAGAAAACGGGCACCCCACAAAAUGGGUCAUUUUUGAUGUCUCGAAUUUCCUAAACCUGUUGUCCGAUUUAAGUGACUUUUAUAAUAUGUUAUAGCCUUAUUCUUUAACAAUAUCGCUGUAAUAAUAUUGUUGCUAGACAGGUAAAUUGCCAUUGUAUACCGGGUGUACCAAUUAAUCUGUGUUUUUUCUUAAAGUUCACCACACCCUGUGGAAUAUUCUAGCAUUUAUAAAAUACUGAAAUGAAAACCCAACUAUAGCCUUAGGUUUUCUUAACAUUCUGUUUUUUGAUUCAUUUGCUUAUGUUGGAUAAUAAAAAAGUUACAUACUUUAACAACUAGCCAUGUUCUUCAUCAAUACAGGGAGUUUCUAACUCAGUGCGAAAAACUUGAAGGUGUAAUUCUGCAUGAAAAAAUAAUGACCGUUUGCUUUAUAAACAUGUCCGCAAGUGCUUCUUUUCUGAGAUACGAGAUGUUGAUUUUUUUCUUACAAACUGACGAUUUAUUUAUUGCUCUAAAACCGGUUGAGAUAUGCAAAUGAAAUUUGGUAGGUUUUAAGAGAUAGUUAUUGCACAUUUUUUGGCAUGCAAUAAAGAAUUUUAUAUUCUCCAUUGGCGCGCAUACGGGUCAUAUUACCGGCAGCUCUAGAAUCAAUAUUUAAGAACACAUGUUAUGGGCAUCAAUAUAGAUGAAACAAAUCUAAAUCAUCUGAGCUUUGCAGAUGACAGACAUUGUAUUAAUUGCAGGCAACUUACAAGACACCGUUUCUAUGAUACAUUCGCUUAAAACUCUGUCUGAAAGAGCAGGAUUAAAAAUAAACUUGUGAGAAAACUAAACUUAUGACAAAUCUCGUAAUGAGUGGAAAUAAAACUAGUAACAAUAAUUCCAUACCACAAAUAGACACAAAUAUCUGGGAUACGAGAUCAAAAUAAGCAGAAACAGUCAAACACAUGAAAUACAAAGGCGAAUAGGUCUGACAUGGGCAGAAUUUGACAUACUAAACCAUAUUCUAAAAAGUUCAAUUCCCAUGUGUCUAAAGCGAAAGUUCUAUAACCAGCGUGUCUUUCACGUACAAACAUAUUUAACAGACACUACAAAAAGACCGUUCAAGAGCAAAGCUCGUUCAAGACGUCAUCGAAACAAUCACGACGCUUAAGUGGAACUAGGCAGGGCAUUUAGCUAGAACACAAGACGGACGGUGGAUAAGACUAUUCAUGGAAUGGAGGCCCAGAAACUAUAAAAGAAGCCGAGGACGACUACCGACCAGUGGCGGAUCCGGGGGAGGGCGAUGGGGCGAUCGGCCCCCCCUCUCAAAAUGAUGCUGGAUCCGCCAGUGCUACCGACUAUACUAGAGUAGCGGGAAACUGGCUAUAAGCGGCCCAGUGUAGAACAGAAAGAACUGAGGGAGGUCUACGUCCAGCAGUGGACGCGAUUGGCUGAUUGAUGAUAAUGAUCAGCUCAUAACUUAGUAUAAGCUAAUUUCCUUUCCAGCUUUUUUAGCCUGUAACAAAUUUUUGUUUUAGAAAUAGAUGUAUAAGUUCCUCGAGAUUUCCUAGUCUCUAUAUGCUUUGUAAUGUGAUUUAAGAUGGAAUAGACUCGCUUAGUUCAGUAUGUAAUUUGGACGAUAUUUGUGUGAUUGAAAGAUAUUUUUUAAUGUUCUUCUUUCCAGAACUCAAUUGAUAAUGAUUAAGAGUCUCUCUGUAGUAUAUUUGAUCAUGAAACGUAAGAUAUCUUUCAUCAUUUGUAGUCAGUGAUAGUGUAACAGGUUAUUGGAUGUCGCCUAGGUAGUGUAGCAUAUAAUACUGUCAACAAAAAUUAUUACCUCGGUGUCAAAAUAUAUAUCAGAAAGUAUUUGCAUUUUAUAAAAGAAAAUUCAAACAAAUUAAACUUUAAUGAGUAAAAAGCUUUGUUGAAUAUUUCUCUAGAAAAAUACUGAAAAGUAUCAUUAUGUAAUUAUAAAAAUGUAUAGUUUAUAUUACGUUAUUAUAUUGUGAUUACUGUUAUGGCGAAUUGGUAACCAUAUUUAAAUAAAAAUAUUUAUUAAAAAGUUA
Diabrotica virgifera virgifera (western corn rootworm) is the source of this 14263-nucleotide messenger RNA. Its product is annotated as ankyrin-2. The record is from RefSeq and is a predicted model, not a curated record. The coding region runs from base 322 to 2376 and encodes 684 amino acids. Gene Ontology annotation, molecular function: protein binding. The transcript has 12 exons. Gene Ontology annotation, biological process: intracellular signal transduction. Lineage: Eukaryota; Metazoa; Arthropoda; Insecta; Coleoptera; Chrysomelidae.